Messenger RNA from Calypte anna (Anna's hummingbird), 513 nucleotides. Its product is annotated as olfactory receptor 14A2-like. The transcript has 2 exons. The record is from RefSeq and is a predicted model, not a curated record. Gene Ontology annotation, cellular component: membrane. Gene Ontology annotation, molecular function: olfactory receptor activity. The annotation marks the transcript as partial. Lineage: Eukaryota; Metazoa; Chordata; Aves; Apodiformes; Trochilidae. Gene Ontology annotation, biological process: G protein-coupled receptor signaling pathway.
CUGCACUACGGUCCCCUCCUGGGCAGCAGAGCUUGUGUCCACAUGGCAGCAGCUGCCUGGGGCACUGGGUUCCUCUAUUCUCUGCUGCACACAGCUAAUACAUUUUCCCUGCCCCUCUACCAGGGCAAUGCCCUGGACCGCUUCUUCUGUGAAAUCCCCCAGAUCCUCAAGCUCUCCUGCUCACAUUCCUACUACAAGGAUUUUGACCUUCUUGUGGUCAGUGCCUGUUUAGUAUUUGGCUGUUUUCUUUUCAUAGUGGUGUCCUAUGUGGAGAUCUUCAGAUCUGUGCUGAGGAUCCCCCCUGAGCAGGGACGGCACAAAGCCUUUUCCAUGUGCCUCCCUCACCUGGCUGUGGUCUCUCUGUUUGUCAGCACUGGCAUCUUUGUCUACCUGAAGCCCCCCUCCAUCUCCUCCCUCUCCCUGGACCUGGUGCUGGCAGUUCUGUACUCAGUGGUUCCUCCAGCAUGUCGCCUGGUGGUGGUCGUGAGGGUCGUGGAGAUAAAGAAGAAAUGA